Messenger RNA from Auanema sp. JU1783, 915 nucleotides. Lineage: Eukaryota; Metazoa; Nematoda; Chromadorea; Rhabditida; Rhabditidae. The record is from the annotation of a GenBank genome assembly.
AUGUGGAAGCUCAUCCUUUUAACAACGUUUGCUUUCUCUCAAGGUGAAGAAGGAGUUCCUUUUAACGACGAUCCAUGGGACGUCGAUGGACCAUGUCAAAUAUAUGUAGAAAGAUUUGCGAAGGCUCAAGCUGAUAUGGUGCAAUGUGCUUCCAAUUGGUCUAUUCCACCUAAAGUGUGUACCAAUUGUUUUGAGCAUUACAUUACAUUCAAACAGUUGGAGUAUGAGACAAAGCACUUAGAUAACGUAACAUCUCUGGAUAACAGAACUUGUUCGCAGGUUAUAUACGACAACUAUCUUCUGUCAUACAGCUAUGAUAUUAGUGAUGCUCUUACAACAAGGAUCUGGGACAAUUCGAGAUGCGAAUCAUGUCUUCACAUAAAAUGGAACUUUUCGUAUGCUGAUAACAACGUUCAAUUCUUAAACAGGACACUCGCUUUCCAAAACCGUCUAUUUGAAUGGAGAGAUUGUGUUGUUAAUUUCACUGGUUGGGAUUAUGGAGAAGAGGACAUGCUGAACGUUGGAAACUCUUCUGAAAUUUGUGGAGUGUGCAAUAAAACAUUCAACGACCUCUUUGCAUUUUACUGGGGAAUAUACGUGAAGCCUGGUGUGGAUUUUUGUGUCGACAUUGAAACUACGAUGAAUGACACUCUACAUUUAUGGAAUGAUGUUUGGAAAUGCGAGGAGCGCAAGGAUCGAAAACGAGACACAGGCCUUGUUCUCUAUACAAUGAUAGUUCUGUUGAUACUAACCGUAUUGUUCUAUGUAGCAAGUUAUAUCCAAGGCGGUGGAGCUACAAGGAACCUCAUAAGAUAUUCGAGGCUUGACCCUCCAGUUGGACAACGAUCCAGACUGAUCUCUACUUCUGCAGCUGACCAUGCUUACUUGCCUAUAGUAACUGAAAGAAACUCAUGA